UUAUCAUGAAUAUUCAUAAGGUGUGCGGGAAAUGUUCAAUUCACUGGCAAUCCCACUUAAAGAUUGCACUACUGUACAGGACGGACGACUGCAAAGGCUGAAUUAGUCAAACGAUAAGGACCAAAAAACGCUUAUAGCCGAGGAUCUGCCAUUUGUUAUGUAAUCACAAAUAUGGACGACAAAUACCACCGAGCCGCCAAAGAUGGCUACGAGGACAUCCUACGAAAUGCCACAAAGAGGGACCUAAAUUCAUCGGAUGAAGAUGGGAUGACGCCUACCUUGUACGCGGCAGCCUUUGGGAAUCUGCACGCGCUAAGAAUGAUCGUAGGAAGAAGUGGUGAUCCGGACAAAUGUGACCUGCAAGGGUUUACAGCCCUCCAUCACGCAGCAAAGAACGGCCACUUAAACACCGUGUCAUUUCUCGUGAAUUUUGGCUGUAACCUCUGGGCACUGGACAAUGAACAUCAUUCUGCAAUGGAUAUCGCCGUGAACGAAGACAAAUAUGAUAUAAUUGCAUUUCUUGAUGAUGCACAAUCAAAGCAACAGCAGAAAAACCCGAAGGUCGUUCAACAUAUGCGUGAAAAGGCGACCAGAGAUGCGGAACAAAAUGUAAAACGAAUGGAAAGAAGACAAAAGGAAGCAGCCAAAUACGCCGAGAAAGAACAACGGAGAAUUCAGGAAGAGCUCAGUCCUGACUUUAAACCGCCAAGCAAAAACCCAUUCAAAACUCUGACUAUGAGGCUAAAGCCCAAAAAGAAAGGUCCAGCAAUACCAAAUGGCAAUACCACAUUCUCACAGAUUGCACAGCCUAGUAGGCGGGGAGUAGGUGGUGCACAAAAGCGAAUCAUGCAACAUCAAAGUAGCCAGAACACUGGUACAGUUAGUGAUUUUAAAACCAGUGAAAAUAUUGACGGAAAACGAACUCUGCGCUCCUUAGCCGGAACAGCAGGUGUGCGAAAAGGUUCUGAUAUCAUGUACGUGACAAAUCGUGAAAAUGAUCCUUCUGCCAGAAAGCCUUUGUCUAAUGUGUUUCCAGGAAUGAAUGGCGUGUCGUCAUACGGCUCUAAAAGUAAAAGUGAGUCGGACUUGUUAGAUUCUGGAGUAGACAGCAAUGAUUCGAUAGGAUACGAAGACGAAGAAGAAAAACCAGGAAUGUUCUCUCGACCGCAGUUUGGAAAAAUCUCUUUCUUAAGAAAUAUUGGAGUUACUGGCACGUUAAAUGCAAUGGGUCGUUCUGCUUCCGCAGAUUUCUUAGAUGAUCAGGGUUUUGAUGAUGAGUUAAACGGAUUAAAAUCAAAUCGUGAAAGCGGAAGUUCAGAUAGUCUUGGGAAAAAUGACGUCAUGGAAGCAGGUCCAAAUGUGCCGUGGAACCCGGAUGAAGUGUGCUCUGAUGAUGAAGAAGAGGACACACAGUUUUCAGAUUUAAUCCGUUUCUUGGCCUCGUGUGAAUUGAGCCAUUACACUUACGUAUUCACAGAUCAAGACGUGGACCUACAAUCUUUAAUGACUCUGGCGGAAGACGACCUUGAGAAGCUUGGUUUGAAACUUGGACCGAGGAGGAAGCUGCAGGCAGCCAUCAAAAUCAGGAAGGAACGCCUGUCUACGCCAUCAGCAAUAACGGACUCCUACUUGUGAAAUUCUUAGCUGUCGUUCUGUGCAUAUUUGAAUACCACCCUGUGAAUAAUUUAUUGGAUUAUAAUGAGAUGCUUUCAAUGUGAUAAACGUCAUGCAUUUAUGAUUCAAAUGUAGUUCUAUAAGCGGAUUGUUAAAGUGUUUGUUUUUUUUUCUGCAUUUAUUUCGAUCCUUCAGUCCAGUCCGACUCUUGUUCACAUCAUUGUGUUUGUAAUUCAUCCAGUAAAGAAUAGUUUUUUUUGAAUGUGCUCAUAUGAUUGUAUUCAAUAAUUUUUAUUCUUAAUCCUUAAUCAGAUUUGGAUACCACAUCAAAGAUAAAGUAGUAACCGAAUUACAUUUUAUGAAUAAUUACUAGUAUUCUAUUAAAUCGGUUUGUACAACAUUGAAUCUAAAUAAA
This is a messenger RNA of Saccostrea cuccullata (small rock oyster), 2029 nucleotides long. RefSeq names its product pre-mRNA splicing regulator USH1G-like. The transcript has 2 exons. Bases 172 to 1635 code for a protein of 487 amino acids. The record is from RefSeq and is a predicted model, not a curated record. Gene Ontology annotation, molecular function: protein binding. Lineage: Eukaryota; Metazoa; Mollusca; Bivalvia; Ostreida; Ostreidae.